Paramecium sonneborni is the source of this 631-nucleotide messenger RNA. The record is from the annotation of a GenBank genome assembly. Lineage: Eukaryota; Ciliophora; Oligohymenophorea; Peniculida; Parameciidae.
AUGGAAAUUUAAUUAAAUGAAGAAUAAUAAAAAAUAUACAAUUUAGUACUAAACUCAAAGAAACAGGGAAUUACUAAAGCAAACCUUGUUAAAAAUGCAGGUCUCAAUGCUAAAGAAGUUGAAAAGAUAAUUAAAACAUUAGAAAAUAGAGAUAAGAUUAAAUCAGUCCGUCCUCAUGGCAGAACAACAGGAAUUAAACUUUGGAUAGACUAUAAUGAAACACCUGAAUCUAAUUUACCCACAAAUACUUUUAGAACAGCCGAAGAAGGUGUAGAUGAUGAUCUGAUUGAAAAAAUAAAAUAAAAACUAAUAUAUUUUAUGCAGUAGCAAAUGGAUAGUAGAGCAUCAUUAAGUGAUAUUCGUAGAAUUUAUAAAGCUCAAUAAGCACAACAUUAUAAUGAAUAGGAUUUUGAUCGCAUAGUCAACCUAUUAAAAUAUGAUUCAAUUCUUAUUGAAGAAGAAAAUUCUUUCUUUAAAUUAAAUCCAUUUAAGUAGCAGAAAUUCUAGUUUUAUUUAUCUUAUUUGCCCUGUUAAGUAAAUGAUUAUUUUAUUAUUAAAGACCUGUCCGGUGUUUAAUUAAUGUAAACCAGGUAAUACAAUUAGUCCAGAAAAAUGUAUAUUUGAAUGGUGA